AUGAAGUUCGACGAAUUUUUCUUCGGCACUUUUGGCGAGAUGGGCCGGUAUCAGAAGAUCCAGUUUGCGCUGGUGACGAUACCGACGAUGAUAUGCGCCAUGCACAGCUACAGCUGGACAUUUGCCGCGCAGAAGGCCCCUUAUAGGUGUGCUCUGAACAGCGAGCUCGGCCACACUGACACCGCCAACUAUCUAACCAAGGACAAACAUAUUAAGGUCAACGUGGACGACUGCUACAAUAAGUACACCAAAUUACGCGCGAAUUGGACCGGCAUAGAUGAUACAAACACGACCUGCCACUACGAAAGCUGUAAUUUUGCUGAUGGAACGAAAUGCCAGGAGUACGUCUUCGACCACUCGAAAGUCAAGUACACGGCCCUGGAAAAGUGGAACUUCGUUUGCGAGACGCAGGAUUUCUUCAAGUCCUCUUUCCAAGCCGCUUAUUACCUUGGCCAGAUGGCAGGCAGUAUCAUUUUUGGAAUUCUUGGCGAUAAGAUUGGCCGUAAGAAGUGCUUCUUCUUGGCGCUGGUUCUGCAGCUCGUCUUCGGCCUGCUCCAAGCCGUUGUCCCUUGGUCGUGGAUGUACUUCAUUUUCCGAGCCAUAACCGGCUUCACCCACCCUGGGAUCUUCAUGAUUGCUGUCAUCAUCGGCAUGGAGCUGGUCGGCCCGUCGUACCGCAAGCUGGCCGGCGUCUUCUCCGGCAUGUUCUAUGCAGUCGGACAGGUCCUCCUCGGCGUGUUGUCCUACUACAUCACCGAUUUCCGGCUCUUGCAUCUGGCCAUCACCGGCCCGACGGUCAUUUUCCUGACGUAUUGGUGGAUUGUCCCGGAGAGCAUCCGCUGGUUGAUCACGAUGUCCAAGUUUGAAGAUGCCGACAAGGUGCUCCAGGAAGCCGCCAAGGUCAACAAGGUCACCCUGCCCGACAAAUGGUGGGAGACCAUUGAUAGUUCUUCUCACGGCAACACGACUGAGCGAUCGGCCGCUACCGAGCGCCAAUACUCGUCCGCCGACCUCUUCCGCACCCCGCAAAUGUUGAAGCGCACGCUGACCGUGCUCUACCUUUGGCCUGUCGUGUCGAUGACUUAUUAUGGACUCGGCAUCAAGCCUGAUGUCCUCGGCGGCGAUCUGCACGUCAGCUUCAUCCUCGGCGCCCUGAUCGAGCUCCCGGCGUUGUUCAUUGUCUACUUGACUGUCGAUAAGAUUGGCCGCCGUCCCGUUCUCGCUGGCGGUUUUGCCAUCACCGGGAUCACACUGCUGUUGAAUCUUGUUAUUCCGGCUGAUCUCGGCGAUUGGGCAGCCAUCGCGCAGUUGAUGAUCGCGAAGGGCGCCAUCACUUCUGUCUACGCCGUCAUCUACACGUUCACGCCGGAGCUCUUCCCCACUUGCGUCCGUAACACGGCCAUGGGCUACUGCUCGACGAUUGCGCGUGUGGGAGCCAUUGCCGCGUCGUACGUCUCAUUUUGGGUGGUCGAGAGAUUCGGAAAGAUCGUGCUCGUCAUCCCCUUCGGCACGUUGGCCAUCACCGCCGCCAUUGCCACCUGGGUGUUCUUGCCGGAGACGAUGGGCAAGCAUUUGCCGGAAACAAUUGCAGAAGUCGAGGGCACCAAUGUGGAUCGUGAACUUCAACCGCUCGCCCCCACCUCCGAUUCGACAUCCGCCAAACCCGGCUCUAGCACCACCGAU
Mesorhabditis spiculigera is the source of this 1683-nucleotide messenger RNA. The record is from the annotation of a GenBank genome assembly. NCBI's taxonomy places the organism in Eukaryota, Metazoa, Nematoda, Chromadorea, Rhabditida, Rhabditidae.